CUGGAAAUCUUCUCACGUGUUCUGAUAUCGGCAAUCGACGCCGUACUAGCAGAGCAUCGUCGGGGUCCAAUGACAGAAGCGUAUGAGAAAGCAUUUGCCGAGUUGGUGCGUGUCGUUUGUCACAGUGAACAUACGUAUUUGUAUGCGCAGACAUUACUGCAUGUUAUUAGUGAAGAGGAAGAAGGGAUGUCGGCAGCAGCCUGUUCGCAUAUCGCUCAAGCACUACGAAUGGUGGCACACGAACGUGAACAAGACACAUCUGCGUUGUAUGUGGCAUUGCUACAGUCAAAUGAUGAACAGAUAGCACCGAAUCUGAUUCAAGCGAUGCACACAAUGAUGAAUAAAAAAUGCCUCAAUCCCGCCGAUAUCACUCAGUUAUAUCAGCAGUACGUUUCAUCAAAUCCUCCACCGAUUGAACUGAUCCGUGAGCCACUGUUUAUCGAUAUGCUGAUCGACUCGUUGUUUGCAUACGAUGGUGUCAAGGUGCAUACCGAUCAUCGCCCGAAAUAUGUUUAUUUACUGGCAUACGCGGCCUGUGUGGGCGAGAAGAAGAAGAACGGUGUUAGAAGUCAAGCUCGUCAGGAGUUAGACACAACGCGUGAUGCAAUUGAGAGACUUGUUACUCUAUUGGAAUCUGCAGAUGAUCUUCUGAAAGAAUUGAAUCAACUGUUAUUCGGUAUACGUUUACCAGUCGUAGCAGCUGGUUUACUACAUUACUUACGAGGUAACUUGUUGAGUGACGACGUGAUCGGUGAGCCAGAACCGCAAGCUCGUCAGGAGUUAGACACAACGCGUGAUGCAAUUGAGAGACUUGUUACUCUAUUGGAAUCUGCAGAUGAUCUUCUGAAAGAAUUGAAUCAACUGUUAUUCGGUAUACGUUUACCAGUCGUAGCAGCUGGUUUACUACAUUACUUACGAGGUAACUUGUUGAGUGACGACGUGAUCGGUGAGCCAGAACCGGAGUUAGACACAACGCGUGAUGCAAUUGAGAGACUUGUUACUCUAUUGGAAUCUGCAGAUGAUCUUCUGAAAGAAUUGAAUCAACUGUUAUUCGGUAUACGUUUACCAGUCGUAGCAGCUGGUUUACUACAUUACUUACGAGGUAACUUGUUGAGUGACGACGUGAUCGGUGAGCCAGAACCGGUUCAUUUGGUUCUGUUGGACCAGAUUGCCACUUCUCAUCCGAACUUACAUAUGAGAGUAUUUGGCGUACUGUGUGAAUUGUACGAUCGCCAGUCGUCAAUGCAAGAAGCGGCUGAAGUGAUAAUGGAACGGCAACGAAUUGUGAUCGAUCGAUUUGUUCAUUUACUGUCUGUUGGUUUAGCACUACCGGUGAUCGAAAAAGUUAAUCGAAUGUUUAGAGAUGGUCAGAUUGAUAGUUCACUUGUCAGAUAUUUCGCAGUAGAAGUACUGGAAAUCGUCGCACCACCGUAUUCGCAAGAUUUUGUUAACGUUUUCUUACCGAUCGUCUCAAAUCAAGAAAUUUUCGAUCAAAACGUUCAUGACAAAUUGCCGGCAGCCAAGGAAUUCAUUGAACAAUGCACGGCGACAACUUGUUGA
This is a messenger RNA of Anisakis simplex (herring worm), 1560 nucleotides long. The record is from the annotation of a GenBank genome assembly. NCBI's taxonomy places the organism in Eukaryota, Metazoa, Nematoda, Chromadorea, Rhabditida, Anisakidae.